Molecule: messenger RNA, 756 nt
Organism: Botrytis porri
Lineage: Eukaryota; Fungi; Ascomycota; Leotiomycetes; Helotiales; Sclerotiniaceae
Exons: 3
Coding region: 1-756 (251 amino acids)
Source: RefSeq, a predicted model, not a curated record
AUGUCAGCUCACGUCCACGAACUUCCCCACCUAAUCGAGCUACACUUCUAUCGACUUGACGAGAAAAAAGAUCACGAUGAGCGACUAGCGCUUGUUGCCUAUGACAGAGAGGCAGGCAUCAGGCUCAAAGAUGGAACAGUCAAUUGUCCAGCUAUGUGGUUCGACCAAAAUGGCAGAGCCCAUAAUAGAAGUGGUAUUCUCUUCGGAACUGCAAAGUCGCAUGGACUUAUCGGGAUGAUCCAUAUGCCUCCUCGUCAGGCUAUUGAUAUGAUUUAUCAACAUGCUGCUUUGUGGAGCGUGUACACGAUUCUCGGCUUUGAGCUCAGUAAAGUAGAAUCUAUCGAAAUCCCCGAUGAUUACAAAACAAGUACCAAAGACUCCGCUUUCGUUACCUUUGUGAACUGGCUCCGUCUCUGGCUUUCUAAGGGAUUCUAUAUUGAUUCCCCCGAUGACUGGGCUUAUGCACGUCUGAACCAGGUUUCUCGCAAUCGUAAACGUCACAUAGUCCGAACUCGAGAUGAUGAUGAACGUGGAAAAGCUGAUGCUGAGAAAUUUACAAAAGCGAUAUAUACAGGAUUUCAUAAAGUGGUUGAGCAUAAGCCUGAAGAUCUUUUCAGUGUGAAGGAUCCCGGAGUGAUGGGGCAAGGAGCUUGGGAUGGAACGGAAGCUGAGGCGGAAAGAUUGAUUAGCAGAGUGAAGAGGUUGGUUAAUAAGAGGUUGGGGGUGGAGGACGAGGAUGAAUAUGAUGAUUUGUAG